AUGGCAGCGAACACAGGCAGCAGCAGUGGCGGGACGUCGGCAGCAGCGGCGGCGACAGGGGAGCUGGCGCACGCGGUGUCGCUGCUGCGGGGGCUGAGCGCGCUACGAGCGGAGCGGAGCCUGCUGGAUGUGACGGUGGUGGCAGGUGGCCGGGAGUUUGGGGCGCACCGCGCUGUCCUGGCUGCUGCAUCCGGCUACUUCCGUGCCAUGUUUGGCGGGGCGUUGCGGGAGGCAAGGGCAGAGCGGGUGCGGCUGCAUGGUGUGGAGCCUGAGUGCCUGGCACGCCUCCUCGACUUCGCCUACACCGGCCGGGUGGGCGGGCUGGGCCCUGACAUCGCCGAACGCCUGCUGCGCGCUGCUGACCUGCUGCAGUUCCCUGCUGUCAAGGAGGCCUGCGGUGCCUGGCUGGCACGCCAGCUGGAGCCCGCCAAUGCCUUGGACAUGCAGGACUUCGCCGAGGCCUUUGCCUGCCCAGCGCUGGCGGCUGCCGCCCACCGCUUUGUCCUGCGGCACGUGGGCGAGCUGGGCGCCCAGCUGGAGCGGCUGCCGCUGCCACGCCUCCUCUCCUACCUGCGGGAUGAUGGGCUCUGCAUCCCCAAGGAGGAGGCUGCCUUCCAGCUGGCGCUGCGCUGGGUGCGCGCCGACCCUGCCUCCCGCGCCCCGCUGCUGCCCCAGCUCCUGGCCCACGUCCGCCUGCCCUUUGUGCGCCGCUUCUACCUGCUGGCCCACGUGGAGGGCGAGCCACUGGUGGCCCGCUGCCCGCCCUGCCUGCGUCUCCUGCGCGAGGCCCGUGACUUCCAGGCCGCCCGCCUUGACCGCCACGACCGGGGGCCCUGUGCCCGCAUGCGCCCCCGGCCCUCCACCGGCCUCGCCGAGAUCCUCGUCCUUGUUGGCGGCUGCGACCGCGACUGCGACGAGCUCGUCACCGUCGACUGCUACAACCCGCGCACCGGCCACUGGCGCUACCUGGCCGAGUUCCCGGAGCACCUGGGCGGGGGCUACAGUGUUGCUGCGCUGGGCAAUGACAUCUACGUCACCGGAGGAUCGGACGGGUCGAGGCUGUAUGACUGUGUCUGGAGGUACAAUUCCAGUGUGAAUGAGUGGACAGAGGUGUCUCCCAUGCUGAAAGCCAGAGAAUACCACAGCUCCACGGUCCUGGAUGGGCUGCUGUACGUGAUCGCCUCCGACAGCACGGAACGCUAUGACCACUCAGUGGACAGCUGGGAGGCUCUGCAGCCCAUGCUGUACCCCAUGGACAACUGCUCCACCACCUCGUGCCGUGGCAAGCUGUUCGCCAUAGGCUCCCUGGCUGGCAAAGAGUCCAUGGUUAUGCAGUGCUAUGACCCCGACAGUGACCUCUGGUCCCUCGUGAACUGCGGCCACCUGCCUCCCUGGUCCUUUGCCCCAAAGACCGUCACUCUCAACGGCCUCAUGUACUUCAUAAGAGAUGACUCGGCUGAAGUGGAUGUUUACAAUCCAGCAAAGAAUGAAUGGGAUAAAAUCCCUGCCAUGCUUCAGGUUCACGUUGGCGGAAGCGUGGCUGUGCUUGGUGGGAAGCUCUAUGUCUCCGGUGGCUACGAUAACACAUUUGAACUCUCGGACGUCCUGGAAGCCUACGACCCCGAGACACGAACAUGGAGUGUGGUGGGCCGACUCCCUGAGCCCAUCUUCUGGCAUGGCAGCGUCAGCAUAUUCCGGCAGUUCAUGCCGGAAACCACGCAGGGGGACGACGGCAUCAUGCUGGACAACACCAUCAACUUGAACAGGCAGCGCCAAAACUUUCACAACCAGAACCUCAACGAGCUUCAUUAGCAGGGGAAGGCACUGUCCCCCUGGCUCAACGCAAGUUUGUUAUCCAGAACCUGUGUUGCUUUGAGAGAAGGCAGAGGCAAACCGGUGCUUGGAAACAAAAACGUACUGAUCGUAGAGGGAGUGAAAACUCUGAACGUUGACGUGCUGUUGUGGAACUGCAGCCGGCAGACGGUGAGGCCUCCGCUGCGGUGUCCCUCGGCCCUUCUCUGGGAUGGGAGAAGGUGCCGCACUGCCUGCAGAGGAGGCCCGAGAAGUGAACUCUGAGGAAAGCGAUCGCAUUGCAACGACAUUGCAACUUACAGCUUUUAGUCAGAUGCCUGGGAGCUCCUUCACCCUGUAACGCUUCCUUUGCCACCAAACUCCUUUCUUCAGUUUCUUUUUUGGGAGGGGUCCGUCUGGUAGGAUGGUGGUCUGGACCCCCACCUCCGUUCUGUGCCUUGGAGGAAGACAGACUUCCUGUGCAUGUCUUCCUCUGCAUGGUUAGAGAGGGGAAAGGCCUUCCCACAAGAAGCUGGAGGUCUGUUAGGGGUGAGAGGUUAAUAUGAGAACAUGGCCCUUCCUGCCCUGUCGCCGUGGCCCUCGGUUCCCGUUCAUGCCUUCAGAAAGAACAGGGGUCCUGUAGCAGGGAUCUCGCCGAGGCUGGGUUAUGAAGCUUCACCUUUCCCUUUGUCUGAACUUCAGUUCUUCCUGUAGUUUGGCGGGGUUUUUUUAAGUUGCAGCAUUUAAACUUCUGCAGGUAUUUGUUUUCCCACCCUUCCUAGCAGACUACUUUUUCCUUCUAAGAAGAAACACCCUUAUUUAUCUUUUAAUCUCCUUCUCACAACCGGAUUGUUUUCAUUUCUGAUCACCCCAGCUGUGCCCCCCUUUAAGGGGAAGGGGCGAAGUGAGUACCCCUCCCAGCUAGCCCAAGGAGUGACUCCUGGGGCUGGCCACUGCUGCCCUCGGGGAGGAGCUGUUUUCCUUUCCCGAUGUGACGGGGCUUGUUGAUAGCGGGGCUGAACUGGGCAGAAAAAGCUGCUGCUUGUGGCGAGGGCUGUUUGCUGUCGGUUCUCCUGUGCUGAGCUCUCGGCUGGUGCGCUGGGUUGGGCAGAUAGACCCCGUGCAGCAAGGGCGAGUUUUUAUUUCUUCACUGUUUUAAAGGAGGUAAGUUGGCGUUGUACUAUUUUAGAGAAAAAAAAACUUACUGGGAAAGGUGAGCACGGCUUCCUCAGGAGAUUCACCCCAAGUUUGCAGAAUGGCUGGUGGUGCUUAGAUACCUUGAUCCAGAAUUGCUUUUAAAUGCAUCACCUGGUGUGAAGGAACCCACCGGUCCUUUGGAGAGGUCUCGUGCCUGUCGUGCCUCUGGUUUGCAGGGGCUCUCAGGAUUUGGGCAAUUGGGAAAUGCCGCUGAGGUGUUUUGGCGAGGGUGUAGGAGCUAGCCAGAGUGUUGCGGAUUGAAAGGUAGUUAUUUUAGGGAUUUUUUUUCUUCUUUUUGUUUGGGGUUUGCUGGGGGUUUUUUGGCCUGUGUAAGAUUUGCCUUUAUACUCGCCCAAGUGACCUAGCUAGCUUGGGCUGUAUUUCCUCUUUCUACCUUAGUUGAAGAGAAGCUGCCUGCAGUUUACUCAUGGAAUCUGUCUUGAGUAAACAGCUAAAACUGCGGUACGGCUCACCUGAAAAUGAGCAUCACAUCUUUUGGGAAAACUAACCAAAAAAAAAAAGUGUGACAACGGCUGAAGUGUUGACUGGAUGCGUUUGCUUUUUCCAUCUUUUGUUUUUAACAAGUAGGAAAAAAAAUUGAAUUUAAACUUAAUUCACAGAUGGAAAGCCCGUAUACUUGAUAGCGCCUUCUGGCUUGCCCUUGGAUUGAGUAGUGUCAGAGCCCCACCUCCACAACAUCAGCGUCUUUGCAGCUUUAAAAAAAUCUGUUUUGCCUUGAAUGCUGUUUUAUGCCACUCCUCAGCUGUGGAACUUGGGAAAGCCGCUUGUGAAAUCUGGGCUCUUCUCCAAGUCUGAAAAUUUGACAGUGCCUUGAAACCGCUGCACGCCGGCGGAGGAUCGCGGAGGGGCCUCACCACGCCGUAGCAGCCUCUCGGUUUAAAACCCUCCCCGGCGCUGCCGCAGUCUGGGGUGUGGUGGGCCCCCGCCUUGGGCGGAGGAGCCGGGGGGCAGGAACGCGCAGGGGCCCGUGAUUUGGGACGGCUCCUUCGUUUCUGGGAGUAAUGACCAUGUCCUGCCGUACCAACCCGCAAGGCCAAAGUAGCCUGUCCCCACAGCACCAUGUGGUGUCCAGGGAGAGACAGAGUGCGCCACGCAGCUGAACUCGCGUUGCAGACCGAAGUAUUUAUGCUGAACUAUAAAUAGCACGCACACUCUGUCUCGUACUGUAGUGCUCGCUGCUGGACCUGCCACCCCCAAAUUCCCCAACCAGCUGAACAGUUAGGGAUCUGUAUUUAUUUUUUGUAAAAUUCAUUGUGUCCAAAUCUUUGAGUACAGUUUAAAUACCAUCCUUUGAAACAAAGGCAUUUUACAUUUAUAGAUAAUGUAUUUUUAUUCUCAUAGUUUGUUUUUAAAUUUACUUGCAGCAGUCAAGUUAAA
This is a messenger RNA of Gavia stellata (red-throated loon), 4386 nucleotides long. RefSeq names its product kelch like family member 21 (gene KLHL21). The transcript has 4 exons. The record is from RefSeq and is a predicted model, not a curated record. Bases 1 to 1812 code for a protein of 603 amino acids. NCBI's taxonomy places the organism in Eukaryota, Metazoa, Chordata, Aves, Gaviiformes, Gaviidae. Gene Ontology annotation, molecular function: protein binding.